AGUAAAUAUAAGUUGCAACAGACGUAGAUGUGGACCCAGCACUGCAAGUUACGGGGGCCAGCUCACAGGUUUAAGCUGUUCCAGCUAUAGUGAGAAGACUUGGCUAAGUAUAGACAGUUGGAGAGGGAGAGGAAAGAUUAGCGAUGAUUAAGGGUCACUCUCGGUACGGUGGCCAGGUGAGCAGCAGCCUGCAGUGAGAGUGGAGAACCUAGUCAUAAAUAGCGUGCGCUUGUUCAGAUAUCUUGUCCUACACAACUUUAAGCAGAUGUUGGACUGAUUUUGAACACCUGCUGGAACGCGAGUGGAGCCUGACCGUUGGAGCCUUGUGAAUGUAAUUCCGGCUGGUGCUACAUUGCCAGCUCCUUUCACCCACAUCUCUGUCCAAUCUGCCUGGCGUGAGUUCACUCUGUACAAGAGCCAAAUGCCGAGAGCAGCCUCCAACCACAUGGAUAACUCCUGUCGGGCCUUGUGCCGAUCUCUGCUGAGCCAAAAUGGCCUUCAGCCUGAAGGCACAGACAUCUCUCAAUCAGUCCUCUACACGUCCCUCAUGGGUCUGCUGCUGGUGGCCGACAGGGAGAAAGAGGUACCUCUGGGCAGUGGACAGGUUGGACUGCGUAACGUGGGGAACACAUGUUUCCUGAAUGCCAUUGUGCAGUGUCUCUCACACACUCGGGGUCUUAGAGAUUACUGCCUGACUAAAUCCUACCUCCAGGACAUGUGCUCCAGCCAAGAGCCAGAGCUGAUGAAUGAAUUCACUAAAGUGUUAGAAGGUCUGUGGGAUGUAGAUGGAGGAGACACCACAGUGAAUCCUGGGAAGUUCUAUCGUGUCUUCAAAGAGGCAGUGCCUUACUUCAGUGGCUACAGUCAGCAGGAUGCUCAGGAAUUCUUGCGUUUCCUUUUGGACCAGCUGCAUACAGAAAUAAACCGGAGGCCUGCUCAGCAUCCCCCCAUCACUACCACUCCUGAGCCCACCUACACCCGGUUCAGGAUUUCAGAGGAGGCCUCCGCUAUGUGGAAGAGACAUCUUGACAGGGAUGACAGCAUGAUUGUAGAUCUGUUCUCAGGGCAGCUGCGCAGCUCUCUGCACUGUUCCGUCUGCUCACACUACUCCAACACCUUCGACGUCUUCUGUGAUCUGUCACUGCCGAUCCCAAAGAGGAGUGACUCCCGGGUAACUGUCACACUGAGAGAGUGUUUAGAUCUGUUCUCGCAAGAAGAGAAACUGGAGCAGGAGAAUUCGCCUAUGUGUGAAAGGUGUAAUCGUCGCACAGAGAGUACGAAAAAGCUGACCAUCCAGAGGUUCCCUAAAAUCCUGGUCAUACACUUAAACCGGUUUACCAUGACAAGGUUCUCAUUCUGCAAAAGCACAGUACCAGUGUCCUUCCCCCUCAAUGAUCUGGAUUUAGGACCUUUCGGACCGGUUGAUUGUGGUCCAGUGCUGUAUGAUCUAUAUGCUCUGUGUAACCAUGCGGGCACAGUGAACAUGGGACACUACACAGCUGCCUGUCGGGAGGAGGAGGGUUGGUGCUGCUAUAAUGAUUCCUGUGUUACGCAAAUAUCUGAAGACCAGCUUCAGUCCACUCAGGCCUAUGUUCUCUUCUACCAACUUAAAAGCAGCACGACCUCCAGGAAAUGAGUCCUUGGGGGCUAGUAGUUCAGGCACAUUCCAGCAAGAGCUUUUCAGCAAGCACCAAAGAGAGAUGAACUGUGGACCGAGCCAAGCUUCCUGAACAACACAAGCAGAAGCAAAGUAUCUGAUUCAACUUCUAGAACAAAAGUUAUGCAUUUCAACUCCAUCACCUCAAAUAUCAAUGUGUCAAUAUCAAUACCAUGUUAACUAUACAUAUUAAUUAAUGAGCUUUUUUAAAAAUUUUGGUUAAACAUUUGUCUUUUCUACUAGACCACUGUCAUUGCUUUUCUACCAAAAGUCAGUUUCAUGCAGUUUAGACCAGCAGCGACCUGUUAUUGUUGUAACAAACGUCUAUUUUGGCAUCUGUUUUCGUUUUUAUCAGUUAGUAGGCAGUGUGGAAGCACCCACAGCACAAUACAGACAGUGUUUUUGUUUUUCGACAGAGUUGUAUGUAUGAAGUGCAUUUCAAAUAGAUCUUUUGUUUAUGUUUUA
Messenger RNA from Pygocentrus nattereri (red-bellied piranha), 2122 nucleotides. RefSeq names its product ubiquitin specific peptidase 21 (gene usp21). Gene Ontology annotation, cellular component: cytoplasm. Gene Ontology annotation, biological process: protein deubiquitination. The record is from RefSeq and is a predicted model, not a curated record. Lineage: Eukaryota; Metazoa; Chordata; Actinopteri; Characiformes; Serrasalmidae. Gene Ontology annotation, molecular function: cysteine-type deubiquitinase activity. The transcript is spliced from 13 exons. Bases 422 to 1636 code for a protein of 404 amino acids.